UCUUACGUUUCCCUAGUGUGGUUGUAUUUCGUAUUUGAGUAUUUGAGGAGGAUGAAGAAAUAGUUAAUAUUAGAUAAAAUUUAAGAAACGCACGCAUAUAAAUGACAAAAUUCAAUAAGAAUUGCUGCUAGUAUAAAGAAAAACAAAUAUACGGAACAGUUUAUUUUGCCACAAGAAAAAAGGAAAAACAAAACCUCGGAAAAACGCACAAAUACAAGAAAGCAGAAGAAGGCAGACGUCGAUUUACGUUAUUUCAUUGAAGGAGAAAAACCAUUUAUUUAUCAAAACGUUAAAAAUGUCGUCCGCCGUAGAUGCAAAUGUUAAACUAUCACGUCUACUUUUAUUGGCCCACAAAUUUAACAAUUUCUAUUUGAAUGGAUUCCAAAAAGGAGAUAUACGUCCUUUUCUAGUCGAAGGUCAACAAGUUGGCCUGAUUAAAUCUGAUGUGAUUAAACAGUUAAACAAAUACCCUGAAGUGUUUUGCAUACGUGAUUGUGAAUACACAAAACAGGGUAUUGUGGAACUAAAUCCCGCCUUUCGCGAUUAUUCUGAACGCACCGAAAAACUUGAUAAAGUUCUUAGAGAACUUAGAUCAAAAGGCAUAUUUUCCGCAUUACAAGGAUGGAGAGAGGAGUAUUAUGAAGUUAAGGCCGAACACAAUAGCCUCUUAAAAAUGGAUCGAUCGGCUACACCUUUAUUCGGUGUACGAAAAUAUGGUGUCGACAUUAACGGCUAUGUAAAACAUCCUACUCAAGGCCUUUGCAUUUGGUUGCAACAGCGCUCAAAUACCAAAGAAACCUGGCCGGGAAAAUGGGACAAUAUGGUGGGCGGAGGUCUGUCAGUGGGCUAUGGCAUUAAAGAGACCGCCAUUAAGGAGGCAGCCGAAGAAGCUUCCAUACCCAGUGAUCUGGUUAAAAAUCUAGUAUCGGCCGGUUGUGUUUCGUUUUUCUUCGAAAGUGAACAGGGUUUAUUUCCAAAUACCGAGUAUGUAUUUGAUUUAGAACUGCCAUUGGAUUUUGUGCCCCACAACGCUGACGGAGAGGUACAAGCUUUUGAGCUAUUACCCGCCAAGGAGUGCAUCGAAAGAGUCUUUACCCCCGAUUUUAAAACUACCAGCUGUCCGGUGGUAAUUGAUUUCCUAAUAAGGCAUGGUAUUAUAACUCCAGAAAAUGAAUUUUGGUUCACGCAAAUCAUCGAGCUGUUACAUGUGCCCUUGCAAUCAUUGUAUACAUACAAACAAAGGCUAGAUGAAUGCAAAAAGCAGCUGCAACUGCAAUCUCAACCGUCAACGGAUCAACAACAAUCAAUAGAUAAAUUAGUAACAAAUAAUAAAAUUAUUGAAAAUGGACACAACAAACCAGCAACUGAGGCCAAUUAAAUUAGCAGAGACAUAGGUACAUAGAUGGCAACAUAAAAGAAAACAACGAUUAUUAAAAUUGAUUGCAUAUUGCAGAUUCUCUUAAAAUCCACUUUUGAAAGACUGCAUUAAACAAAAUUAACAAAAAAAAAAAACCUUAUAGUUUAGACCAGCCA
Messenger RNA from Musca domestica (house fly), 1533 nucleotides. RefSeq lists its product as uncharacterized. Bases 296 to 1378 code for a protein of 360 amino acids. Lineage: Eukaryota; Metazoa; Arthropoda; Insecta; Diptera; Muscidae. The record is from RefSeq and is a predicted model, not a curated record. The transcript is spliced from 5 exons. Gene Ontology annotation, molecular function: 8-oxo-dGDP phosphatase activity.